AUGUCCUGAAAGUUUUCUGGAUGAUCUGAAUCCGGAUCUAAUCUUCUGAACUGUGUCUGGAAGGUUCUGAGAUUUACUGGGUUUAAGUGGCUACAGAACCCAGAACCUCAGCCCGUCUGCUGGGUUCUGUAGACCUGAGGCUCCUAUGGGAUGGAUCUGCAGAUACAGCAUUUACCUGAUCCAGGUGCUGGUUCUGAUGCUGACCCUGAACCAUUACCUGGUCCCAGACCUGCUCCUGCUUUUCCUCGUGUGGACUGGAUCCGGAUCUUCCAAGUUCUCGUUCCACUUGUCAGUGUUCCUUCCUGCGGUUCCGCUGGAUCUUCCUCGUCAUGGAUUUAGUCUAAAGAUUCCCAGAUUCCUGCUGGAUGUUCUUCCUGAACAGGUUCAGUGCAUGGAUGCCGAGAGCUUCGAGAUGCCGGUGGCCGGCUGGCCGCUCGACGCUUCAGUCUGCUCCGAACCCGACUUCAGUGGUUCUGAGAAACUCCUGCAGGACUGGGUGGGAGACCCCGAAUAUGUGACCCUGAACGACAGCGAAUCAGAAGAGGUCAUGCACGCCGUCAAUCCUAACGAGGUGUUUGGCGACGCGCCGUCCGACCCGUCGUCUUCGGAGAGCGACAGCGGCAUCUCAGACGAGACGCCUGUUGCCUUGGAGACGGCUGUAACCACGGCGACCGGCCAACCAGCCCCGGCAACCAUCUAUCAGGUGGUCUAUGACAUCAGCGCUAUGGGCGGAGCCAAGUCUGAGCCCAGCCAGGAGAACAUCAUCUCCAUAGAGCUCGAUGAAUGGAGCUCCCAGCUGCUGUUUUCGGACUCCUGCAUCGUUAACGAGCUGCCGACAGCCUCCUCCUCUUCCUCCUCCUCCUCCUCGCCGUCUGACCACAGCCUGAGCCACGCCCCCCCCUCAGGUAGAGACCAGCUGCUGUUUCCGGAGCUGCAGCUGACGGAGGAGGAGCAGAAGCUGCUGACGGAGGAGGGAGUCUCCCUGCCCAGCAACCUCCCUCUCACUAAGGCAGAGGAGCGCAUCCUGAAAAAGGUCCGCAGGAAGAUCCGCAACAAGCAGUCGGCCCAGGACAGCCGGAAGCGGAGGAAGGAGUACAUCGACGGCCUGGAGAGCAGGGCGGCGGCGUGCUCGGCUCAGAACAAGGAGCUGCAGAGGACCGUGGAGCAGCUGGAGAAGCACAACAUGUCCCUGCUGGCCCAGCUGCAGCAGCUCCGCUCCCUCAUCAAGCAGACGGUCAGCAAAGGAGCCCAGACCAGCACCUGCCUGCUGAUCAUCUUGGUGUCCCUCAGUCUGAUCAUCUUGCCCAGCUGCAGUCCGUUCAGCCGGCGCCUGUCAGCAGACGACGACUACAGAACCACGGGAGUUUUCUCCAGGAACAUCCUGACGGAACCGACAGACGACGGCGACGCUCCACCUGCGCCCUCGGACUCACAGCCGCCUGAGCUCAGCCAAUCAGGGCCUGCGGGGGAUGCAGCUGUCCUCCUAGAGCCAAUAGGAAGCUCUGAUGAUGCGGGUCCUGGAAGGAGCCAAUCAGAGAACGCGACAGCCGGCGUUGCCGGGCCGACUGACGUGUCGGAUCAGAGAGGAGUUGCUGACCCGGCCAAGCCUGCCCACGCUGAUGAGAUGUAACCAGAACCUGCUGAGGUUCUGCUCAUGGUGCCGGCCAGCAGGGGGCGCUCUGGCUGAGGGUGGGGGGUUAAACCCAGAGACAGGAGUCAUUAGUGAGCCCUGAGGUGACAGGCUGGCUUGUUCUUGGAUCAGAACCAGCACACGUUGUAGUUUUCUGACUUAGAACCGGUUGUUGAAGUGGAACCAGCUGGAACGUCUGGAUCCUGCAGAACUCACUGACUGUCUGAUCCGGACCGACCCGUUCAGUUCUGUUCUGACAUGUCGGCUUUAGAAACGGUUGGGUUCUGACUGACCGGUGCUGAUUGUUCCGUAAAUCACCUGAUGCUCCAAACUGCGGUUCUGACUCUCUUCCUUUGAUGUCUGUGGAACCGUGGACCGGCUCUGUGGACCGGCCCACAAUCAGGUUCUGGUAUCGCAUUCCUCCCAAAGCCCAAAUCCUGCCCUGUUACUGGCUGGUACCACCGGGCCGGAGAUGGACGUGUCUCAGAACCGCGACCCGUCCUCCAUCCACCAGAACCUGCCUCAGCUGUUUUGAUGCUGAGGUGGAAAAACCCAGAAGAACCGCAGAUGGUAGAACCUUUGGACUCCAGAGGAAACCUUCCCAGGAAAACUUAGUGUGAUCCUCAGUACCGGGUUCGGAUCAGUACCACCGGUCCAGGUCCCACCAGCAGCCUCCAGCUGGGUUCCUUUAUCUGCUCAGAACCAUCGGCCCGAGGGUUCUCCCUAGCUUGGUUCUGCACACAGAAAGUGAAACCCAAACGCUUCAGAACCUUCAGAACCACAAGAACUGAAAACAUGAAUGGAUCUGUUUCUGCAGCAGAACGUCAGAACAAACCCGGAUUGUUGGAGACAGACGGCCUUGGUUCUGGUUCUGGUUCUGGUUCUGGUUCUGCUCAUUUCAAUGGGUGAUAAAGUCUACGUUUAUUCCGUCUUUGGUCCAUAUGGACCAGGAAUAAUUUGCAUAUUUUAGUACCAAUGUUUUUCUGUUCAUAACUAAUUAUUAAAAGCGUGUCUGAAUAAAAUCUUCAUCCUAAAUGUGUCACAGGUGCAUUGUUCAACAAUCAGCUGAUAAAUGAGGAACCUGCUGACAUGCAGCAUGUUUAGCCUGGUGGGGGGGGGGGGGGGGCAUUAAAAUCCCACUGAAAUGCAA
This is a messenger RNA of Fundulus heteroclitus (mummichog), 2780 nucleotides long. It is a transcript of the gene creb3l4, whose product is annotated as cAMP responsive element binding protein 3-like 4. NCBI's taxonomy places the organism in Eukaryota, Metazoa, Chordata, Actinopteri, Cyprinodontiformes, Fundulidae. The coding region runs from base 146 to 1630 and encodes 494 amino acids. Gene Ontology annotation, molecular function: DNA-binding transcription factor activity, RNA polymerase II-specific; RNA polymerase II cis-regulatory region sequence-specific DNA binding. Gene Ontology annotation, biological process: regulation of transcription by RNA polymerase II. The record is from RefSeq and is a predicted model, not a curated record. The transcript is spliced from 10 exons. Gene Ontology annotation, cellular component: nucleus.